AUGGAGCCCACCGAUAAGGCCGUGGGCCCGGCACCGAGAAGCUUCACUGCCCCCAACGGCGUCCCUCCCUCGGCGGUUGAUCGGAAGCAGAGUGUGCGGAGGGAGCGAAGCCAAGCCAAGAAGCUGCAUCGACGAGCGCGCACAUACAGCUUCGAGGAGGGCCGCCGCGACUCCAUCUAUAUCAACGCAAGGAAAUCCCGUCCAGGAAAGCACGAUCCGGUGCCGGCCUUACCGCCACACCUGAAGACGGACCCGACAACUUCGGCGAGCCAUUACACCGAGACAGAUGGCAGCACGGCCGAUGCGUUGGCGGACCUGGACAGGAUUCCCACCCUUCACGCUACGAAGCGCGACGGUCAGCAUCUCAUGCCGCGCAAGAGCAGCAAGAGGCGCAAGAAUGCGCACGACCGAGAAAGGGAGGCGGAACUCAAAGCACUAAGCAAUUUUGUUCCCGUCCGUCCCGCGACAGAUGCCUGGACGGCGGGAAGACCAAUGAAGAAGGACACGAGGCGGGUGCGGACCGGAUUGGGUUUAGGGAUCGGUGGUAGUGCCCGAUGGGACAACCCCUCUAGCGAUGUCUCACUCCCUAUCGCCGAAUCACUUCACUCUACCCUAUCAUCCGACUCGGAGCAGUUUUCCUACAAGGUGUCUGCUCUCGAUGCCCUCGCGCCCAAGCCGACGUUGCGAUACGCCAUCAACCCCCGGUAUGCCCAUCCCAAUGGUGCAGCUCCGCCCCAGCGAAUACCCUCACAGAGGAGGAGAUUGACCGAGAAGGGUGCAAUCCCCGAAUCUACACUGCGUGCACAUAAGCGCAUCGAUGAUUUGGCGGACGACCUGAGCGCAAGCGACCUGCGAGAAUUGAUGGAGCGGGACCAGCGCCGGAGGGAGAGGCAACACCAGAAAGAGCAGGAUAGGAUCGAGCGGAGGCUUGCGAGGCGGGCAGAGAAAGAGAGGUUGGCUGCCGAAAAUGGCAGUCAAGCACCUCAGAAUCUGGAACGUGGUGUGCUGGGCCGUGAAGCCGUUGGUCUUGGAAUAGACACCACCUCUGCGGUGGUGACAUCUUCCAAGAGACGGCUGUCGGAUGGCGAUGACCAGACCGGCGAGGCUCCUCGCAGCGAAGAAAAGCCUGGGGACCAACUACCAGACCCUCUCGAGACUUUCCAUCGGACGACGAGCAUCCCCCUCGAUCCUGAGCCAUCCUCUCGUGAGGUUCAACAGCCUACGCCGCCACCUGCCGUAGUCAACGUUAGGAGGAGCUUCCUGAGGACACAGAAGUCAGCGUCCAAGUCUUCGUUCUCGGAACAGGAGAAGCUGUCCCUUAAUGAGGACCCCCGACGGGGCUCCGAGAGCAGUCCGGCCAGAGGUGCCAUCUCUUGGUCGUCCAUCUUCAAAUGGGGCAACAAGAACAAGCGUCACUCUGGGCCUUCGUCUUUCUCAAACACGUCGAGAGACUCCAUGGCGACGCAACCUCCGGUGGCGCCUUCUGCCGGGGCCAACACGCAUGCGCGGGCCGUAAGCAGCGGUGUCCCCAAGCGGACCGGCUCAAGGUUCCGCGAAGAUCUUCCCGAUUUCUUGAUGUCACCUCCAGACUCGCGCGUCCAGUCGCCCGAGACGGAACCGGUACCUCCAGCCAUCAUGGAGCAGGAAUCUCCACGGAUGCACGACGCUGCCAGUCCUGCUUUGAUGACGCCCCAAGACACUCGUGUCAAGGGUCCGUCGGUGCAAGAAGAUCCGAGCCCGUCGCAUCAGAACGCAGUCGACCCUUCACCUGAGCCACAGUCAUUAUCCCUCGCCUCGAUCGACUCGGAGGCGUCUUGGCUCUCUGGCCGUGUGGGCAGUCGCCGACAGUCGUCACAGAUGGCUCGUCACCGCGACAGCGUGCCCCAGUCUAUGCGCACCUACGGCUCCAACGAGGCGUCGGACAAGACCGCGGGCUCGCAGGAGCACGAAUCGCCAGGAGAAGACGCCGCCGGGAUCGCAGACGACGAGUACAUGAACCGCGUUGCUCGCCAUUCCGGGAACCGGCUCUCCGUCGGCGAAGCUCGCCCGUCGAGCGACGAGGAGGACGAUCCCCGCUGGGGCGCCGUGGGCGGGCAAGUCCCCACGGUCGUCCACGCGCACAAGGCGAACCGCAUCAAGAGCCGCGAGGGCCUGCUGCACACGUACGGCGAGGAAGACGAGAGCGACUCGCCGGGCUCGCCGAACGUCGACAGUCCCGUCAGCCCCACCAGCCCUACCAGCGACCUGAAGGAGGAGGGGCCCGGCGUGCAGCGAGCGACCAGUGUCAACCUCGGCAAGGGUCAUGCGCGGCACAUCAGCGCCGGGAGUGCGAAGCUGCUCGAGAUCACGCCGCGCUCGUCGGUAGAUGUCAAGAGGCGAAGCUGGGAGACGAGGCAGGGAGGGCAAUGA
Molecule: messenger RNA, 2409 nt
Organism: Thyridium curvatum
Lineage: Eukaryota; Fungi; Ascomycota; Sordariomycetes; Thyridiales; Thyridiaceae
Exons: 1
Coding region: 1-2409 (802 amino acids)
Source: RefSeq, a predicted model, not a curated record